Messenger RNA from Ornithodoros turicata, 2077 nucleotides. RefSeq names its product alpha-(1,6)-fucosyltransferase-like. Gene Ontology annotation, biological process: protein N-linked glycosylation. The record is from RefSeq and is a predicted model, not a curated record. The transcript has 6 exons. Gene Ontology annotation, molecular function: alpha-(1->6)-fucosyltransferase activity. NCBI's taxonomy places the organism in Eukaryota, Metazoa, Arthropoda, Arachnida, Ixodida, Argasidae. Bases 29 to 2077 code for a protein of 682 amino acids.
AGAACAUUUUGUAUACCGCCCUCGCACAAUGAACUUCCUAGUAGAAUAUUUGACAUUGACCGGAAGCAACCUGCGGACAAAUCCGGUGUUUUGUGGGAGACUUCCAGUCGUAGAUAUGCGCAGGCGUCGAUGGCCCGCUCUCUUGCUGGUGUCGGCGGUCAUUGCAACGUGGCUGUGGAAAAGUCGACCGAAGCAUGUUGCAGAAUCCACUCCUACGGGUCUGCCGCUCCAGGAAAUGUAUGACAUAGAUCAUUUCCCAACUGAACCACCGCUUUGGACAGCAUUACGCCAUAGAGCCAACAAAGUUGAUGAUAGCCACUUACUAGCUGCUGCGAAAUUCACGCCAUCUGGGAGCUUCGUAGGAUUUCAAGAUGCCGUCGCAACAUACGGACACGUCGAGCAAAGCCUCUUGGAAAUCAACCGCUUCAUGGCUGUUCAGCUAAGACGAAUACUGACCCGAGCUCCCGAACCUCUGGCGCGUCGCCUAAGAACCCUCUCAGUGACGACACGAGAACGGGCUCGAUUUCUUCUUGAAGAGGUGAAGUCCUUAGCGCACCAGACUGGCAUUCUCAAGAAGAAACGUGAAGCACUGUUCGACCUGAAGAACAAGGUCCGCAGGCUUAUCGAAGUGAAUCAGCACCAGAACAACUGUUCGAGAGUCUUAACGUGCCGCCUGGCCAACCCAUAUGGGUUCUCCUCAGGAAUCCACGAUGUGCUCUGGUGUCUUGUCAGAGGUGUUCAGCUCAAACGUCCAGUGAUAGUAGAUUCUCAGCCCUGGCAUUAUGACCCGUAUGGUUGGAGUCGAAUCUUUCUGCCACUGACCUACAAGUGUCCUGAGAAGCCUGACCGUUCGUCAACCUGGCCAGGAAACAACUUUUCAGAUGCUCGCGGAUCCCUUGUGGAUAUUCCUGAUGAUAUCGCGAAAGAACUAGUCAGGCUUCACACAGACCCUUACGCCUGGUGGUUAGGGCAGUUCAUGGCAUACAUCAUGAGGCCUUCGCAGUCCCUAUUUGACAACCUCAGCGAAACGAAGAGAAACAUCACCUUCAGGUCUCCCAUUGUUGGAAUGCACAUCCGACGCACUGACAAGGGCAGCGAGGCGUCCUACCACGAAGUAGAAGAAUACAUGGAACACGCCGAGGAGUAUUUCGCCAACAUCGGGCCCGUACCAAGGCGCAUAUAUGUGGCAACCGAAGAUCCUUCGGUCUUCCGGGAGCUACAGGAAAAAUUCCCAAGAUAUCUCUUUCUGGGCGACGAGAAGGCGUCCCAAGACGCCAGCAGUCAGAGCACCCGUUAUUCGGCAUCUGCCCUCCAGGCAGUCGUGAAAGACAUUUUCCUUCUUUCCCAGUGUGACUUGGUCGUAUGUACUUUGUCAUCCGGAGUGUGUCGUGUCGCCUACGAACUCAUGCAAGCGCGACGUACAGACGCUACAUCUCACAUAGUAUCAUUAGACGUUGACUACUUCUAUGCAUACGUCCGAUUCCCGCCCAGGCGUAUCAUCUACCCACACCGACAGGCUGCGUCCAACGAGCUGUGGUUGCGAGAAGGCGACUACGUCGAACGUCUGGGUGAUCAGUCCAUCAUUGGGGAAGCACGAAAGAAGAAGUUUUGGGAUGGCUACUCUGUUGGUGGACUCCAAGGCACAAUCCUUACGGGACUCUUUCCGUCCUUCAAGGGCAUCGCGCAGUGUGACUUGGUCGUAUGUACUUUGUCAUCCGGAGUGUGUCGUGUCGCCUACGAACUCAUGCAAGCGCGACGUACAGACGCUACAUCUCACAUAGUAUCAUUAGACGUUGACUACUUCUAUGCAUACGUCCGAUUCCCGCCCAGGCGUAUCAUCUACCCACACCGACAGGCUGCGUCCAACGAGCUGUGGUUGCGAGAAGGCGACUACGUCGAACGUCUGGGUGAUCAGUCCAUCAUUGGGGAAGCACGAAAGAAGAAGUUUUGGGAUGGCUACUCUGUUGGUGGACUCCAAGGCACAAUCCUUACGGGACUCUUUCCGUCCUUCAAGGGCAUCGCGCAGGUGCGCGGUUCACCUAAUGUUAGCCGAAAUGAAUCCCUUCGAAGAAGCUGA